AUGAGAGCGCUGACGGCCAAGUACCACGUGCUGACAAAAAAUAUCUUCGAAAGCAACCCCACUCGAAGGAGGAAAGUGGAACAAAGGGGACUGAAAAAAUUCCUAUUCACGUCGUUCAUUUUUUUCUGUUCGCCAUCCAUGGAAAAAGUUAUAGGGACUCAUUCGGGGCGUUUCCAUACGGACGAAAUAUUAGCCACCGUGAUGUUAAAGUUUUUACCAGAAUAUAAGGAUGCGAAAAUUAUUAGAACCCGUGACCAGCAGAAGCUGGACAAGUGUGACGUGGUGGUUGAUGUAGGAGGAGUAUACAACCAUGAAAAAAAAAGGUAUGAUCAUCACCAGAAAGAAUUUAGUGGAACUCUAGAUGACAAGCAUGACAUAAGACUAAGCAGUGCAGGACUAAUUUACAAACACUAUGGAAAGGAAGUUUUUAGAAAAGGAUUUGGUAUAACAGAUGAAGAGAAGGUGAAUACACUUUAUGAUAAAGUAUACAGCGCCUUUAUUGAAUCUGUUGAUGCCUUGGAUAAUGGAAUAAAUCAGUACGAAGGAGUUGCCAAGUAUCAAAUUAAUACUAACCUACAACAUCGAGUGAAUAGAUUCAAUCCUAAUUUUCUUGAAGAGGAAACUGAUGUUGAUGCCGACGAACGCUUUAUGUCAGCUGCAAAAAUUGUUAAAGAAGAAUUCGUGCACUUUGUAGACUAUUACUCUAAUGUAUGGUACGCAGCGAAAAGUAUUACCUUAGAAGCAGUAAAGGACAGAUUCAAUUUUCACCCAUCCGGAAGAGUUAUCUUCUUGAAUAGACAUUGCCCCUAUAACGACCAUGUGUAUGACAUUGAAGAGCAACUAAACAUAAAGGAUGAAAUAUUUUUCUGCAUUUACCAUGACAGAUAUCAGGAAUGCAGAUGCGGAACCAUUUCCAAGAAGAAUGAAUCUUUCGCCAUUAGAUUGCCCUUUCCCAAAAGCUUUAGGGGUCUACAAGGUGAGGAACUGGAAAAGGUUUCCAACAUCCCGGGACUAUCCUUUGUCCACUAUUCUGGAUUCACUAGUGGAGGGAAAAAUGUGGACUGCCUGUUGAAGUUGGUGGAAGCGACUUUGAAGGAAAACAACAUUUCCUUCUAA
This is a messenger RNA of Plasmodium knowlesi strain H, 1116 nucleotides long. Its product is annotated as ATPase, putative. NCBI's taxonomy places the organism in Eukaryota, Apicomplexa, Aconoidasida, Haemosporida, Plasmodiidae. The record is from RefSeq and is a predicted model, not a curated record. Gene Ontology annotation, cellular component: cytoplasm; nucleus. The transcript has a single exon. Bases 1 to 1116 code for a protein of 371 amino acids.